GUCCGCCUUGAGACUCGCUUCCUCUCUCCUUGUGUCUACGGUUUUGUUCUGUCAUUCUCUCUCGCAUCCCUCUUCACAUAGUAGUACAAGCCGAGCGGGUAGCAGGAGUGCUAGCAGGUGGCCGUCUCCCACUUUCCCAGACUCUCUCUCCUCUUUCCCUACCUGACUUUCCUAACCUCCUCAUCCCUCCAUUGAUCCUGUUUUCCUCGAUUUCCGAGUUUCACUUGUUCGAUUCUUAACUCCAUCUCCAAAGCGACGGGGGUUUCGACGAGAGGAAUUGUGCUGGGCUUUGACGAUACCGGUAGACUCAAACUGCUUCGUGACUUACACGAGAGCGGACCGAAGGAUACUCGCGCCCGGCCAUCGAAACCGAUAGGCUUGGACACACCGAACGUUGCAGGCAACGGGACGACACGACGGCAUAUUGCUUUUUACUGUAUUUCUUGGCAACUUGCCGCCUUUAGCAGAAAUGGCAUUGGCAAUGAACGCCCCCUUCUCUGCACCGUUGGGACCCGUCAUCGCCGAUGACGCCGACGACAACAUCGCUUUUGGGACCGAAGAGUCUUCUCAGCCCCACUGGUCUGUCGAGCAAAAGGUCCCGGCGGACGAGACUACGCGCAUGAACGAUACCUUUACUCUCGCCUUCAUCAACUCCACCCUGGGAACACAGCCAAAUAGCCGUAUCAUCAUGGUAGACGACAUCACGCACCAAGUCAAAUGGUCCCUCAAUGGAGACCCCCAGCAGAAAAUUGGGAUUGUAAAGGUUACCUGGCUAGGUCAGAUGGGUGGUGGGAAUCAGACGAUCGAUCAGGCGGCUGCCAAUUCGGAAGAGUCAACCCCACAACCCGUCGAGGCCUCUCGGGCGACGACUCACGCCAUGCUGAGAGGUCGGAUCAGCGCCGAGCCUAGUAAGAUGACAUUGGGUCAGCACAGCGUCUUCCUGCCAGUCGGCGAACUGAGACAGGGCAAGAACCUGUCGCGUUAUGAAAACGUGGACAUGUAUCUGACGGUUGAGUGGGAGUCGAGCAAUGGAGCCCGCAGUACAACAAGCGGGGUGUUCACUGUUCUAGACGGCUUUGCACAGUAUGACGAGACUGUAGAGAGAUUUCGGGUCAUGAUGGCUACGGAUUCGAAGAACUUUGGCGAGGAGGGCCCCUCCAGCUCGGAAUUGGGCCCGGAUACUGCCUCGGGGCCAACAGCGUCCGUCGUCGCCACGACUACUCUCUCAUCCACCAGCCCAUCGCUCGAGACCAGCGGGAAUAGUAACAGUGGAAGUGUCAGGUCUGGCCUCCCUGCCGGUGCCAUUGCCGGUAUUGUCAUCGGAUCGGUGCUUGGCCUCGCUCUAAUCGCCUUCCUGGUCUGGUUCUUCCUCCGUCGGCGCCGUCGCGCGGGCCACGUCUCGAACGGCGUCUACGGCCCCGAUCACGGUCCUCACGAAUACCUAGCCGACAAGGAGAACCGCGCCCACGCCACCGAGUCACCGCACUCUCCUUACUCCGACGACGGACAGAACGCCCAGCACGUGCCGAAACAGCAGCGCCACAUCCAACGGGGUAGUGGCCAAGAAGCUGGCGUGCCCGCCUCUGUCGUCAGUGCUACGGAGCGUCGCAUCCUGGCGCUGUACAGCGAGGAGGAGCAAACGCCCAUCGUCACGAGGUCUGUGGAAGACAUGACCCGCAACGGCGCACGAUCGUCGACGCCAAACGUCAACGCAAACGUCUCGCAUCUGAUCGAAGAUGGAAUGACAGAGGACGAGAUAAGGCGACUGGAGGAGGAAGAGCUGGCGUUAGACGUCGCAAUCGAGCGGGCUGGCCAGGGACAGCGUCAGGGACAGGAGCAGGGGCAACGUUAACAGCCAUAGUCGUUGGUGGCCAUGUCUGAACCCGUGCCCCCACCCCGGUCCCCCAUUUUUAGUUCGCCAGAAUGCGACUUCUUGUUGCAUAGUUCUUGUUUGCUACCCCCUUCCUUCUCUCUUUCUUUUUCUUCCUGCUCCAUUGUCACUGUAGCGGACUAGUUCUUCGUGUGUCGAAUAGCAUACAUGCGGGUCAAGGCGUUUUGUAACCGCGGUGCCUUUAGUCGUUCGUUUCUGGAGGGUUCUUGAUACCCCGUACCGCAUGGAAAGGAGGACUGGUCUGGUUGAUGGCUGGAAAGGCUUGCAGUAUAUGUAAUGGACGGGAGCAAAGAGUCUGUUCUGUUCUACUCUGUUUGUUGUUGCUCUUUUAGCACAUGAGUCACAUCAAGGGACAAAGUUGUGACGAGGUCUUUUGUAUGCAUAAUGCCGAAGCUGCGAGCAGCGGUGUUAGAGGCGAUGGUGCUAUCGAGUCAUCCGAGUCCUUGUAGUAGCCGGCGAGAAGAGCAGGUGUGCAUGAGACAACUUGCGCCUUGGGAGCCCAUGGACCUACGAUCAACGAUAUAUGACCUGGAUAUUCAAACGUGACAACUGCCGUACAAGUGCAGAACCCUAUAAAGAACGCUGCGCCAGCGAGUACGUGGUUGACUCGAGCUAGCCGUCCCCCCACCCCCUUCUUAAAUCAUCGUCAAGCCGUAAGGAUAUGAGUGUCUCCCUCCAACCGUUACCGCAGUGGGUUGGAGACACCCGUGACAGCAAACACCACGAGACUGCGUACCAAAAGAAAAAGAGCCCUGAU
Messenger RNA from Colletotrichum destructivum, 2648 nucleotides. RefSeq lists its product as uncharacterized. Bases 470 to 1852 code for a protein of 460 amino acids. NCBI's taxonomy places the organism in Eukaryota, Fungi, Ascomycota, Sordariomycetes, Glomerellales, Glomerellaceae. The record is from RefSeq and is a predicted model, not a curated record. The transcript is spliced from 2 exons.